AUGGGAACUUUCCGUCACUAUUCCGAGUUUGCGGCCGGGAAGCAAGCCAGACGAGUUGUCAGGGGAAUUGGUGAACAAGUUCAGUUCACUUUCUUCCCGAAAAACUACAGUCUCUUCGAACCUCCUCUAAUUGACGGAGUACAUCUGCGAUUCUUCCUCAAGUUCGAUGCCGUACCACGCUUUCUAUUACCAUACAUCUUGGACAGAAAAAACACUUACGGCAACUUUUUGAUCAAGCAACAUGUGUUUCAGAAACUCGUAGUUGAGUUCUCAUCCCCAAACAUUACAAGCGAAUUCCAGGGGGAAAAUCUUCGCAACACAGUCAUCGGCACCUUUAUCGGCCGGCUAUACGAAUCAAUGGGAUGGGAUGUCACGCGCAUCAACUACCUUGGUGGUUGGGUGAAGUAUGGUUCAGAAGGGGCAUAUGAAGCAGAUCCCGUUGGCCACCUCCUGCAAGUCUAUCACAGGAUUGAAGAGGAAUUUAAGCCAGAGCAAGCUGCAAACAAACCGGCACGUGAUGAAGUAGCCAAAGAAGGAGAACGCGUCAGGAAUGCUAAUAUCGACAAUCAUACCGAAUUCUACGAACGACUCGGUAUUCGCUUUGAUAAGUACACUGGGGACACGUAUCUUCUUCGCGACCUUGCUGCAGUGCUGGAGAGGGCAAGGAAGUACUCGUUCGAUAAGAUGAUUUACGUCGUAGCUAGUGACAACAGCGUUCACUUCGGCCAACUGAUCAAGAUCUUGGAAGCCUUAGACUUCAAAGAUCUUGCCAGCAAACUACAGCAUGUCAAAUUCAGCGAAACUUCGAGGAUGGUAACGGCACUAGGCAAGGUUUACAAGCCUCAGGGUAUACUAGAUGCAUACGAGGAAGCAAUGAAGGCCUUGACUGGGUCAGACUCGAACAAGCUUGCUUUGGUGGGUGAACUCGAUAAAGCCAAAGAGGCUCUAGCAACAUCCGCACUUCUCAUUCAAGAGCUUUCCACCCGUCUGGUCACCGCCCACGCCUUCGACACCAGCACAACGGCCUCUUUCAAACUCGGAUCAGGACCAGAUCUCCAGUACUGGCUGACAAGACUCCAUCCCCUCCUCAAAAACAUCGAUUCUGCAGCCGAACCUUCGGAUGAAGACUACGAAUUAUUAGCCGAAGAAGACCACGCAAACCAUUUGCGUAUCCUAGCUCAGUACCCAAAAGUCGUGAAGGCAACGUAUAGCUCACUUGAGCCGGCAGACAUUGUCACAUAUCUCGCUAGCGUGACUGAACAACUGGCCGAGUGCCUUGCAGAAGAUGAUGAGACUGAGGAAGCCGACGGGGAGAAUGAAGGUAUCACUCCAGGACUUGCUGCGCUAUACGAAGCCACUUCAACUGUUCUGGAAAAUGGCAUGAAUUUGCUGGGCAUAGUUCCGGUAGCGGCUUCAUUCUCACCAGAGAGAGAGGAUACCCCAGUGAUAGGGUAGGAGGGACGAGGAGUUGGUUGUUUUUGACGAAUGUUUUUUUCCUUUCAUCUGUUCGUUUCUUACAGUGCGCAAAGUUGG
Bipolaris sorokiniana ND90Pr is the source of this 1533-nucleotide messenger RNA. RefSeq lists its product as uncharacterized. Gene Ontology annotation, cellular component: mitochondrion. The record is from RefSeq and is a predicted model, not a curated record. NCBI's taxonomy places the organism in Eukaryota, Fungi, Ascomycota, Dothideomycetes, Pleosporales, Pleosporaceae. The transcript has 5 exons. The coding region runs from base 1 to 1455 and encodes 484 amino acids. Gene Ontology annotation, molecular function: arginine-tRNA ligase activity; ATP binding. Gene Ontology annotation, biological process: arginyl-tRNA aminoacylation; mitochondrial translation.